Messenger RNA from Pectinophora gossypiella (pink bollworm), 1836 nucleotides. RefSeq lists its product as uncharacterized. Bases 147 to 1697 code for a protein of 516 amino acids. Lineage: Eukaryota; Metazoa; Arthropoda; Insecta; Lepidoptera; Gelechiidae. Gene Ontology annotation, molecular function: transmembrane transporter activity. The record is from RefSeq and is a predicted model, not a curated record. The transcript is spliced from 12 exons. Gene Ontology annotation, biological process: transmembrane transport.
UUCCUAUUAUCCGUAUAGAUGGCAUAGAGUGUUAGGCAGUCGACGUGUGCAUUGUAAGGUUCAUUUUUGUAUUAUACGUGAAGUUCAGAGACUUCUUAUGGAUUUAUCUUCGUAUAAAGAGUAGUGAUUGUGGUCGAAAAAUCGAGAUGAAGAUCAAAAAGUUUAAACCUUCAGUCACGUCAAAUUGUCCGAAAAUGGAAGUGGAUUUAGAAGAAGCAAUGGACAUUGCAGGUGCUGGUAAAUACCAGAUAUUCCACUGCGCGCUGAUGCUGUCAACACUGACGGCGGCGCUGCUCGAGAUGAUCGGGUAUGCCUUCAUCCUGCCAGCAGCCGCUUGCGAGCUGCACCUGCCUGAACAUCUGCGAGGACUCAUCACUUCCAUCCCUAACAUAGGUAUAAUACUGACAGCGCCCCUGUGGGGUGGGGUGGCGGACCAUUUCGGCCGCAAGCCGACGCUGUUGUUCUGCUCAGCCGCUUGUGGCGUCGUCAGUUUCGUCGCCGCCUUUAUGCCCAACCUGCUCAGCUUCGCGCUAUGCAAAUUGGCUGGGGCACUUUUCAUGUCCUGCCCGACGUCUCUCUCAUUCGCCUACGCCGGUGAGAUGGCGCCGCGAAGACGACGCGAUCUCGCCGUACUGGUCUGCAAUGGAUUCUUGACUCUAUCAACCACGUUUAGUCCUCUGUUAGCCUGGGCGGUGCUAUCAGGACAAUGGCAGUUUUACAUCGGUUCUCUAUCAGUCAGACCCUGGCGGCUCCUGACAGCCGUGUACGCCCUGCCGCUCAUCCUGUCUGCAAUCUGGAUGACCCAGGCUAUGGAGAGCCCUAAGUUCCUGACUGUUAAGGGCAGGAGAGACGAAGCUUUGGAAGUCCUGAAGCAUAUUUACUCGGUCAAUACUGGUCUGCCGAAAGAAAAGUAUUAUGUGCUAUCUUUGAAAAAGUCAUCGGAAGAGCCGAGAGGUAUAGCAGACUGCUCAGACGCAGAGCAGAGUAGUGAACGCAAGAAUGAGUCUGCGUGUGCGCUGCUCAGGCCGCCGCACCUCAAGUGGUUUGCCCUGACGUCCUUCCUCAUGUUUGGAUUGUAUACUUCAUUGAACGGGCUAUUCCUAUUCGCAACGGACACGAUCAACAAGGUGCUGGGGGACACGACGGAACAGAGUGGUACUUUGUGUGUCAUCAUGAACCAGCCUGUUAAUCAGACAAACACAGGCUCCUGCGUGGAUACGAUAUCUCAAGAAACGUUCAUAAUAAUGGCAGCAACGACCGCGAUAUACGGUGCUCUGGUCUUGGCGGCGAGUGUGGCUCCCCUCAGCAAGAAGACGUUACUGCUAGGGAUGUACCUAGCGGCUGGUGUCGCGUCACUGCUGGCUGGUCUUCUCACCAACAUGGUGGUGGCAGGGAUCGCGAUGUCCGCGCUACAGAUCACUGCCCUGGGCAUCGGCCCACUCACUGCGUACACUGUCGAACUGUUUCCUACUAGUCUAAGGGGAACAGCAGUGGGCGCUGUGCUGAUGUUCGGUCGCGUGGGGUCAGUGACCGGCGCCACCAUCGCAGGCUACCUACUCGCUGCGGCCUGCACCGCCACCUUCUACGGCUUCGGCGGGCUGCAGUUUGUGUGCGCGGCUCUCAGUUUCCUGCUGCCGAAACAAAAAGUAGCCACUCCCAGGGAGGACCAUCUGGUUCCAGACAAUGAUAAUAGAUAAUGAUAAUAUAAUUAUUUCGGCGUACGCGAGUCUAUGAUGAUAAAGAUAAACAAUUGAAAGCUGUCCAAGGAGAGCGUAUUAAGAACGUCAGCGGAGACAACUAUGACAAUAAAUUACACUCACUUAUUUAUUAUAAUAA